Salvelinus sp. IW2-2015 is the source of this 2920-nucleotide messenger RNA. The record is from RefSeq and is a predicted model, not a curated record. Lineage: Eukaryota; Metazoa; Chordata; Actinopteri; Salmoniformes; Salmonidae.
AUGUCGGACAUGCCCCUUCACGGUGAAAUUGGUCUGGAGGGGGAAAAGGGAGAGAUCGGAGCUGAGGGGAAGAAGGGUGUGGCCGGCCUCGCGGGACGCAACGGGACAGACGGACAAAAGGGGAAGAUCGGGCGCAUCGGUGCUCCCGGCUGCAAAGGAGAUCCAGGAGACAGGGGUCCUGAUGGUCACUCAGGAGACGCGGGCAAUGGUGGACUUCCUGGAACAGACGGAGAGAAGGGAGAUCCCGGUCGAUCAGGAAGCGCAGGCCCCCUCGGCCCGGUGGGAGACGCUGGACCUAAGGGUGAGAGAGGGAGUCCCGGCUCGCCUGGCUUCCCUGGAGCCAAAGGAACACCAGGAACUAUUGGAGGCCCCGGAGACAAGGGAGAACUGGGGAGAAGAGGAGACUUUGGGUCAAAAGGGAAUCAGGGAACAGACGGAGUUAAAGGAGACAAGGGCGAGGCAGGACCUGAGGGGCUGAGAGGACUACCAGGUGAAGUAGGAAACAAAGGAACCAAGGGAGACAACGGACUCCCGGGACCACGCGGGCCCCCCGGCUCUUCAGGAGCGGCAGGGAAGAACGGUACCCGUGGCGACCCCGGUGAUGCUGGACCGAGAGGAGACCCCGGCGUGGCAGGACCAAAGGGCGACGUGGGAAGAGCUGGCUUCAGUUACCCAGGACCAAGAGGACCAACGGGUGAACGUGGGGAGAAGGGCGGUCUAGGAUCCAGAGGAGGCAGAGGAGACUGUGGCCCCAAGGGAGGGCCAGGGGGAACGGGGACCCCUGGAGAGGGGGGAGAACCAGGGCCUCAGGGAGAACCUGGAUUCAGAGGACCAAGAGGAGUGGGUGGACGAGACGGAGAUCCAGGUCCUGAGGGAGACCCCGGCCUCACAGAAUGUGAUGUCAUGAACUACAUCAGAGAGACCUGCGGCUGCUGUGACUGUGAGAAGCGGUGCGGGGCGCUGGACAUCGUGUUUGUGAUUGACAGCUCAGAGUCCGUUGGUCUCGCCAACUUUACUCUGGAGAAGAACUUUGUCAUCAACACCAUCAACAGACUGGGGUCUAUGGCCAAGGACCCCAACUCAGAGACAGGUACACACACAACACAUUACAGAUACAGUCACAAAUGGAACUUCCAAGGACCAAUCCGUCUCAAUGACUCCAAGAUCGACUCACUGUCUGCCUUCAAGGAUGCUGUAAAGCGUCUGGAAUGGAUAGCCGGGGGGACGUGGACCCCGUCAGCGCUGAAAUACGCCUACGAUCACCUGAUCAAGGACAGCCGCAGAGCUAAAGCCAACGUCACCGUGGUGGUCAUCACAGACGGACGGUUCGACCCCAGGGACGACGACUCACUGCUCACAUACCUCUGCAGCAGCGACCCCAGUGUGGAUGUGAGCGCUAUAGGUAUAGGGGACAUGUUUGACCAGAUAGAGGAGAAUGAGAGCCUGAAGAGUAUAGCCUGUCAGAGAGACGGUAGGGUGCUGGGGAUGAGACGCUUCGCCGACCUGGUGGCAGAGGAGUUCAUCGACAAGAUAGAGACCGUGCUCUGCCCAGACCCUGUGAUCGUGUGUCCUGACCUGCCCUGUAAAACUGAACCAGCGGUGGCCAGCUGUAUCCAGCGCCCUGUGGACCUUGUGUUCAUGCUGGACGGGUCAGAGAGGAUGGGAGUGGAGAACCACCGCCGCGCCAAGGAGUUCAUCGAGAACGUGGCGCGCCGCCUCACCCUGGCCAACGGCGAAUCAGACAACAGGAACGCCCGCGUGGCCCUGCUGCAGUACGGCGGCCAGUCAGAACAGAGGGUGGAGUUUUCGCUAACGCACAAUCUGACGGUGAUCGCUGAUUCGCUGGCUGGGAUGAGCUACAUGGACUCUGCCUCCUCUCUGGGCAGCGCCAUCAUACACGCUGUCAACAACCUGGUGAUGUCACAGGGCAGCCGUCUGGCACGUCGUAACGCAGAACUGUCUUUUGUCUUCAUUACCGACGGAAUCACGGCCAGCGAAAGCCUGGAGGAGGGCGUGUCGGCCAUGAGGCGGGCUGAGGGAGUUCCCACGGUGAUCGCCAUGGGGACCGACACGGACCAGGACGUGCUGAGGAAGGUUGCCCUGGGAGACACGUCAGCCAUCUUUAGAGGAGAGGACUACGCCACGCUGGGGAAACCCACCUUCUUCGAACGCUUCAUCCGCUGGGUCUGCUAAUCAGCUAACGAGCUCGUUAGAGCUAACGAGCUGUGUUAACAAACAGUUAAAGGUGCAAUCCGUAAGAAUCUUUUUAGUAACGAAUAAACAAACAAAUCAAUGUGUUCUCAGAUGUGAAGGUGCUCUGUGCUUUGCAAAGUUUAAGCAAAAAGUGGCAGAACUCGGAAGCUCAACUUCUAGCUCAUCCAAGAGACACAAGGCACUCCAGAUUUUACUAUCUUUUAAAUGAAUUCAAUUACAGAUUUCACCUUUAACUAGCUAAGCCCAAACAACCAAAGCCUCUCUCAUCAGAGAGUUACUGAUACUGAAGUGGAUAAAAAGGUUGCAAUUGUAAGUCUUGUUUCUGUUUUUUUUGUUGUAUUGUGUUUCUAGAAGAGAUCCCUCACUGUGAGGUCUGUAUUUUACACUAAAGGUGCUAUUCUAGUGGAAGGCGUUACAUACACACGGUCUCGUGUUGCACAAACAAUCAACUCUGUUUAUCAAACAGUCUUCAUUUUUAAACAGUUCAGUUUUUCAAACUUUGUAAUUUCAAUAGAAGUGCCGCUUUAUACUUUGUUAUUCUAGUUCAGGGGACCGUACACUCAUUUAGACACACACAUACACACAUACACACCACACACGCACGCACGCACGCACGCACACACACACACACACACACACACACACUGAAAAUGCGUUUGUUGUAAACUGAACCGUAUGUAAUAAAGCCAGCUGUGGUGAAACCAGA